Pseudo-nitzschia multistriata is the source of this 2395-nucleotide messenger RNA. NCBI's taxonomy places the organism in Eukaryota, Bacillariophyta, Bacillariophyceae, Bacillariales, Bacillariaceae. The record is from the annotation of a GenBank genome assembly.
CAUCGUGCGGGUAGUACGAGUACGAUUCAGACGUUCGCUUUCACCGUUCGAAGAUUGAAAGACAGGUGUAUUCGAUCGUAUAACGAGGCCUCUGUCUCUCCCAAGCUGCUUUAGUCACACCGACCAUCCAUGGUUUCGUACGUGCUAGAGAAAGUCGAUCGUCACGAGAGUCCAUAUAAUUAUCUGUCGAGAAGUAAGAUCAUUCUCCAUUUCCCCUCAAUUGGUAUUUCCACUCAUUAGAAAGCUUCAGUCUAAAUUAAUUGGACACGCCUCCCUUCCACUCAUCUCGCUUCGUUGAAGUUACCUACAAGCAAUGAGUAUUAACAAUGACACGGUAGAAAAUGCCGAACAGAAACAUAAGGACACGCCAGCGGAAUACGCCGGAGACGACUCGACUGACGAGAUCGACGACGAGCAGCUAGAAGAAUACAAAGAAAUGGUAGAGGAUCUCGGCACUCGAGCAGAAAAAGUAAAAAUCAACACGCUUUCGAUGGUGGCUGAAGAUUACGCGGAUAGCUCCAGAAAUGCGAAAGCAAUUUACAACAUUAUUCGUGAACCUCUCAUCUCGACCGCUGUUCACAGCGACCGCAAGUUACCAUUGGUCUAUCUCGUAGACUCCAUAUUAUACAACGUGAAGGGACAAUUUAUACCACUUGUAGAAAAUGACGCAGCAAAUUGGCUCCCAUCGGUUUAUCAAGUCUUGUCACAGGAGAAUCGUGCAAAACUGGAAAAAAUAUGGAAUCUUUGGAACAGCAGGAAGAUUUUUGCCCAAGACAAGCUUGAAGAAAUAGGAAGCUUCUUUACUUCGAGUGGUGCCGUGGGCAAUUCUGAUCUAGAGAAAGCAGGAUUGAGCAUUGGGGUACGUCUACUGCAGCUUUUUCUGAUGACUGUUUGCUUUGAUAGCAUGAAUAUGAAUAAAGGACUUMUUGUUAUUAAUAAUUUACCAUCUUCUGUUCAAACAAAUAACUCGAUAUCGGCACUUCGGGUUUUAUCUAUCGAGCCAUUCGUGUGAUUUUUCUUCAACUGAUAUUUCCACUAACUCURUUUUACAUCACUUUCUCGACUCCUAACAACAGAAGGACGGAAGACUCAGUUUGGUACCUGCGCUUCGUGAUGCCAUGCAAAAAAUAUUGGACGAGAUGCAACAAGACGAAGACGAAAUGGAAAAAGUUUCAUUGGAGCGAUUAGCAGCUAUCAAUGUUAAUCUGCUGAUACAAAUAAAAGAUAUGGCUGAAACCUCACUGAGGAAUGGAUCGGGAAACACGCAAAAAUCUUCUGGCGGUGGAAAUGGGGAGACGUCUGAGUCGCUAUUGAAAGCAACGAACAACGGGUUUUUAUUUUUGACUGAGACUAGAAGCCCGGAAAUGCUGGAGCGGAGUAAGCAGUGGGCGAAAGUAAACUUGGCCAAGAACGCCAAAGAACCUCGCGAUGCCAUUGCAUCACUUCAUCGCUUGGUAAGGGAGUCCGCAAACAUCGAAAAGCGGUACACGCAAAUCGAAGCUAUUGAGAUGACCGGUGCAUUAGCCACAGUAUCUGUUACCGCUACUUUAUUAACAAAUAAGCUGCAGCAAAUUAAGGACGAUUUGGAAAGUCAGAUUGCAAAAUCCAAGAUAUCGUUGUCAGGUUACUCUGGCCUUAAUGGCAUGUCCGSCACUCUAGCUCCGAGCUAUUUCAAGAUCGACAGAUCCCUAUUCACAAACGACGGAAUAAAGAAACUAAACGAAGCAAUUAUUGGAUUGCUAUACGAAGUUGGAUUGCCCUUUUUGAGUAAUGAUGGACGUAGGUUUGCAACGCAACAGGAAGUGACAAAGCACAUGGAUGCAUUGUUCAGAAAAAAACAACUCGAAAAAAGUAUGACAGCAACUCAGGAGCGUGGGUGGUAUGACAACGAUAGCUUAUGGAGCAUGGUAGGAAAAUCUAAAGAAGCCUCGACCGAUCCUGAGGAUGGUGAUGGAACCGGAGUGGUGGGUGGGGAUGAUGAUGCCGAUCCGGAUACCUUUACAAUGCCAGCUGACGAGACGAGAGAUCGAUGCGUUAUUUGUGGUAUCAAUUUUAAGAUGUUCUUCGACAAUGACGAUGGUAUUUAUAAGUACAGCAACUGCAGAGAAAUUGAAGUUCUUAUGGAUGAAGCAGCUGCCAAAGACACCGAGAAUACACUAGUUCAUAUAACUUGUUGGAGAAACCUCGGAUCCCCGGAUAUUGUGACUGCUGACCAGACGCUACAAGAUUCUAGAAUAGUGCCUUAUGCCAGUGGUUUCUAGACAGAAGUUAACCGGGCUGGGAGUAAAUGGGAUUGAAAAAUUAUGUCACGUAGUAAUAGCUUUCGUUGGCCUCUAUUCCAAUAUUAUGGCAUUUUUGCGUGGAAAGCUAGUUAUCCUCAAGAUAUAAUACCUGU